CGCCCACCAAAUUCUUCCUUUCGGCUCAUCGGCCUCACCUCGCUUCAACACCCUCCAACACCCGGGAAUCCUCCGACAAUCAGCCAUCGCGACGGCCGCAACCAUUCAAACCAGUCGAGUCCAGCGCCAUUCUCAAGGGUCCCGCUUACGGAAUACCCCAGCUCCGCCAAACGAGCUCCGUGCUCCGCUGCAGGCCGGCACAGCCUGGCAGCUCGCCGCCAUGUCCGGCUCACCACCUCCACCAUCACCAAACUCCCAUGCGACGGCUCACGCGUACGCGAGCAAUGGGCUCGAGAUGCUCCAGGCCGCCAGCGAUGCGGCCCACGCUAUCAAUCACCACAUUAACAGUCCCCAAGCUCUUCAACAUGCCGCCGUAGCUGCCGCCGAAGUCGUGGGCCACCAACAACCACAUGCGCCUAUGGAUCCUCCAGACGGCAUGCCUCAUGCGACCGAGUUGCCUACUCAGCUUAUACCUGGAAAUGGAGCUGUCAUGCGCGACCCGACCAUUAACCCGAAGCUCACUCGACUUCGGCGGGCCUGUGACAUGUGCAGUAUGCGCAAGGUCAAGUGCGACGAUAGUAACAUACCGUGCCGACCGUGUCGAGAGCUGGGUGUAGACUGCACCUACAACCGCGAGACGAAGCGUCGGGGACCACCCAACAAGCAUGCCGAGGCCGCAAAAGCCGCCAAGCGCUCGCGGGUCGAAGUGCCAUCGGCGGCGACUGCAGCGGUGGCAGCUGCUGUAAUCGGAUCUUUGUCUCCAUCACCGCAGACUGCCGCGAAGACUUUGAUGAACAUCUCCACCGAUAAUGUUGAUGCCGAAUACAUUGCGCCUAUGCCAGUAUUGGAACUGCUGGUCGACGACUUCUUUACCUAUAUCCACCCGCUUGCGCCAUUUCCACACGAGCCUACGUUUCGUCAGUCAUUCGCCAACCGUGAAGACCGUACAAAGCCCGAGUUUCUUGGUUUGCUGGCGAGUAUGAUCUGUGCCCUUGUCGCAUCCUUCCCACGAAGUGCGAGAGAACAUCUCAAGGCACAACACAGUACCCAUCUGUUUCCUCGAGCUAUCGUCAUGGUUGAAAGAUGCCGUGAGAUUGCCUUGAUUACACGUGGAAACAAGUGGCAACUCAAACAGCCAAAAACUCUGGACGAUGCCGCGACCAGCUACUUCUUGGGAUUGGCAUCGGGAUACACGCAUCAGUGGAACGCUUCUGGUCAAUUCAUGGCCGAGACCCUGACCCUCCUCCGCGAGCUGGGAUUCAGCCGGCCCAAGCACCCUGGUGAUUUGCCGACAUUUGGUAAUGACAACUGUUCGCCAGAUCCUCUUCCUUUCAACCAUGUCAAAGAUCAGAUCGGGAAGCGAAUCUUUUACUGCCUUCUUCUUGGCGUACGAUCCUUUUCUCAGCUUGGUGCAUCUUCUGCAGACAUGGUGAUAGCACCAUCAACACCCAGUCUCCCCUACCCCGCAUACCCGGAAAACGUUGAUGACAUCUGUGUUCUCGCCAAUGAAGUCAUUCACCAACAGGAUGGCAGUGUUACUCUGUUGACAGGCUUCCGUUUUGCUAUAGACAUUUACACUACUAUGAAUGGUAUUGUCAGUCUUGAGCUGGCUUAUGGUAUGAGCACGCUUCCCUGGGCGGACCAGCGCAUUUUGCUUCGAGAUGGUCUUAUUGCAGCCAAAAGCAUCACCGACAACCUGCCACCAGAGUUGCAGCUUGGAGACCAUGGUGUCGAAGCAAAUACCAUGGUCAGUCUUGAUGAUUCUGGCAUGCAAUACGUGCCUCCUGCAUGGCCCAACAGCCAGCCUGCCCACGAUCUUCGAAAUGUGAUCAAGAACCAACCCGCUCGGCGCAGGCAUCUUCAGUAUGAGAUCCAAAAAGCCAACAUCUUCGUCUCACAACUCGCUACACGUUCGUAUUUCGUCGAAAUGUACUUUGACCUACGGGAUGUCCACAUGGGAGAACAACGACAGGAAAACAACCCCAUCGAGGGCCAUUCGGAGGAGGAAAAGGCUGCACAGGAUGCUGACGAGAAGGAAAUCUACGACUUCAUGUCGGAAGAGCGGGAACUGAUUGUGCAAAAUCUUCUCACAGUUUUGGGGUCGAUCUCGCAACGAAACAUGGAGCCGAAUGGUGGAUCACUCAUCAACAAGAUCCGACAGGUUGCAUCGACACUUUUGAACGACGCACCUGAACGAAAGGGACCUUUUGCGGUGAAAUCAGAGGAGGCGUUAUCACAGUUGAUCAACAUUUUGGUCAAGCUUGAAAAGACGGGUGCUGGCACUGGAGGUGGCAUCGAUACGCAUGCACAGGAUCCGUCACAGAUGACACCGCAGGAUGAGGAAGAGGAGUUGCGACACUGGGCAGACCUUCGAGACUACCAGUUGCGCUUCGCAGCGAAUGGCGGGUUUGCUGGGAAUCUGUAGCCCAUUGGGGUCAAAAAGAUGAACCGAUGCGAUGAAGCGAGGUGUUGUAUUACUACAGAGGGUAAUGAGAAAGACGUGGUGUCGAUUUGAGGCAUCAUCUAUGUAUGAUUAUGAGACAGCGCAGAAGAUGAUCGGAGGGGGGUUAGCGAGUCCUGUAACAGCUAUAGCGCGUAUUGCAGCUUCAUGUUUUUAUCCCAAAAGUAGAUACUAAGAAUAGGUAUUAGGAGAAGCAUUGCGCAAGCUAUAGAACCACUGACUAUGAUCUCGUUCCCCUGUGCUGUAGAAUUGUUAUGAUGUCAAGAGUGUAAUUCACAAGUAUGAAGAAAAGGCCGAAAGUCAGGGACAGCUUUGACAAAGCCAGAG
Molecule: messenger RNA, 2788 nt
Organism: Fusarium odoratissimum NRRL 54006
Lineage: Eukaryota; Fungi; Ascomycota; Sordariomycetes; Hypocreales; Nectriaceae
Exons: 2
Coding region: 221-2425 (734 amino acids)
Biological process (GO): regulation of DNA-templated transcription
Molecular function (GO): zinc ion binding; DNA-binding transcription factor activity, RNA polymerase II-specific
Source: RefSeq, a predicted model, not a curated record